This is a messenger RNA of Emys orbicularis (European pond turtle), 2127 nucleotides long. It is a transcript of the gene CAPN13, whose product is annotated as calpain 13. Bases 1 to 2127 code for a protein of 708 amino acids. The record is from RefSeq and is a predicted model, not a curated record. Gene Ontology annotation, biological process: proteolysis. The transcript is spliced from 20 exons. Gene Ontology annotation, molecular function: calcium ion binding; calcium-dependent cysteine-type endopeptidase activity. NCBI's taxonomy places the organism in Eukaryota, Metazoa, Chordata, Testudines, Emydidae. Gene Ontology annotation, cellular component: cytoplasm.
AUGCCUGCCCCUGGCCCGUAUCAGAAGCUAGAGCGAGGCUGGCAAACCAAGGGGAGGACUGGAAGCCUUCAGAGCCCCCAGAAAUUUAACAAUCAGGACUUCACCCACUUGAGAGACUACUGCCUGAGCCGAGGCCUGCUGUUUGAAGAUGACACCUUCCCAGCACAUGUCAGUUCCAUUGGUCCCAAUCUGCUCUCAGAAGACAAGCUGAGCCGCCUACAGUGGAAAAGACCAAUGAUGAUUGAGAGAAAUCCCCAUUUAAUCAUGGAUGGUGUUAGCAGAUUUGAUAUCAUUCAAGGAGAAAUAGGUGAUUGCUGGGUUCUGGCUGCCCUGGGAUCUUUGACAUUACAGAGGCAAUUUCUGGAAAAUGUUCUGCCAAAGGACCAAGGAUUCAAAGAGAAUUAUGCUGGGAUUUUUCAUUUCCGGUUCUGGCAUUUUGGAGACUGGGUGGAUGUGGUGAUAGACGACCGGCUGCCUUUUCUCAAUGGGAGGUACCUGUCUGUUCAACCGCGCAGCAGAAAUGAAUUCUGGCCAUCCCUGCUAGAAAAAGCAUAUGCCAAGUUGCGAGGCUCCUAUCAGAAUUUGCACUGGGGUUACAUUUCCGAUGUGUUAGUAGACUUGACAGGUGGAGUCCAAGUGCAGUUUCCUUUACAGAAACCUCUUUCUGAUCUGCAGGAGAUAAUAAAAGCAGCUGCCAAAUCACAAUGCCUGAUGGGAUGUACCACGCCAGGAGGGCAAUCCAUUGGUAACGUGGAGUUGAAGAACGGACUCGUGAAAGGCCAUGCCUAUACUGUCACCGGGGCUACAGAAAUACCAUACAAGAAUGGCUGGGAAGAUAUAAUCAGAGUGUGGAAUCCUUGGGGUCACGGGGAAUGGAGAGGGCCUUGGAGUGAUGGCUCUCCCCAGUGGGAUCGAGUUCCAGUUGAAUAUAAGAGAGAUCUCUGUGAAGAUAAGGACGAUGGCGAAUUCUGGAUGUCAUAUCAAGCUUUCGCAGAGCAAUUUUCCUCGCUGUUUAUUUGCAAUAACACCCCAUCAUUUCUGGACUUUGGAGAUCAGCGUGGUACAAAGUGGUCCCUGGCCAUGUAUGUAAACCAAUGGGCUCGAGGACUCACUGCAGGUGGAAGCAACUAUCAUAAUGGUGCAUUUUCAAGGAACCCCCAGUACUUUAUCCAAGUGGAGGAGCCUGACCUGAAAAACUAUAAUGUGGUGGUGUCACUGAUGCAAAAACCUGUCAAUAAUAUGACAGAUGCACAAAAAUUGUUCACCGGCUUUUUGAUCUUCAGGGUUGAACCCGAGUUCCAGGGCCUGAGGGACAGAUUGCCAGUUGCAUUUUUCUCUCAGUAUAAAUCCAAAGUUCUGAAGUGCGGUUUGAACGUGUCAGCCCGAGAUGUCACCAAUUACUUUUACUUGAGCCCCGGGACCUAUGUUGUUGUUCCAGCCACAUCAGAAGAAGGCCAAGAGGCUGAAUUCCUCCUACGAAUCUUUCUGAGGUGCCAAGACUCCAAUGAGGACCUGAAAAGCAGGCUCAGCCCAGUGAUGCCAAAGGGUUCAGACAUCAAUGCCUCACAGCUGCAAAGGCUCCUCAAUGAAGUGUUCCUGAAAGAUCGGCUGGCCAGCCCGGGCGGAGGAUUCUGCUUUGAGUCAUGCAGAGGCAUUUUAGCUCUGAUGGAUCUCAAGUCUAAUGGAAGACUCUCCCUGCAAGAAUUUAAGCACCUCUGGAAACUCCUUGCUCAGUACAAGGACAUUUUCAGGAGGGUAGAGGGAACCGGUUCCGGAUUCCUGGAUGUCUCCGAUUUGAGGAAUGCAGUACAGAGAGCAGGCCUGGCUGUUGAUGACCAGCUCCUCCAUGUGACGGCUCUGAGGUACAGCGAUUCCUUCAUGAGAAUCUGUUUCCCUGAUUUUGUGUGCUGCAUGAUCCGUCUCAAAACCAUGGCAACCAAACCUUUUGUUGGAAAAUUUUUGACCACCUUUAGUUUUGACAACUACAUGAAUCGAGACAGCACCUGCAGUUACUACUUGAUAAGUGUGCAGGACUUAAUGAUCACAUGCUACUUUGUGCCUCCUCAUCAGCGCAAAGUGCCUGAAAUUCAGCACAGCCAGCCAAACGAGGCUCUUCCAAUUGUUUAG